Chironomus riparius is the source of this 3235-nucleotide messenger RNA. The record is from the annotation of a GenBank genome assembly. NCBI's taxonomy places the organism in Eukaryota, Metazoa, Arthropoda, Insecta, Diptera, Chironomidae.
UUUUGAUUGAAUAAUCUCCAGAUUUGAGGACAUUUAUUGCACUUUCUUCCUUUACUUCCUUCACUUCUUUUUCCUUUACACCGGGUUUUGUGUCUUUUUUCGAACUUUUUGAGCCUUUCGGUGCCAUUAUUGAACUUAAUAUGUUUAUAAAGCGCCUUUGCAUUAAUUUUAAAAGAUAUUCUAAAAGUGAAGCUGCUUAAUUACAUUAAAAAUGAAACAAAAUGUUUGAUGACGAAUUUUGAUAUAAAAUUUUUGGAUAUAAACAAAGUCGAUGAGAUUGUCGACAAGAGUCGAUGAGAUUAAAGUAAGUUAAAAACUAUUGAACAUGUGACCAACAAAAGCGAAUUUUUUCUCUCAAAAUAUUAGCAAGAAAUAAAAUCAACAAAUUUUUAAAAUUUGAAAAUAACGAUCAAAAAUUAUUUGAAAAAAUACCGGUAGUAAAAUAUUUGAAAACAAUGACUUUGAAUAUUUUAAUUUUUUUGACAGUCAGACAAACAUUCAUCACAACAAAAAUCAAAUUAAAAGCUCAUAAAAUGUGCUAAAAGUGAAAAGAUUUAUUGUAAAGAAUUUAAAGUGUUAAAUCAAAGAUUUAAUCGAAUUAAAAUAAUCAUAUCUAUACAUAUAAUGCUGUAACAACAUUCGAAUAAAAUGAAGUCAUAGAAAAUUGUGAUUUUAAAAGAGAAAAAAUAUCAAUAAUUUGUUGACCUAAAUUUACGUCGUAAUUUUUCCUCUCUAAAUUGAAAAAGUUAAAAAAAAUGCAUGGUAUUUCUGGUGAUAUAGUUCAUUUGAAUGUCGGAGGACAAAGAUUCUCGACAUCAAAAACAACAUUAAAUCAAAUUCCUGAAACAUUUUUCACGUCUCUCUUAUCUGGAAGAAUCCAAUCGCUAAGAGAUGAAACAGGAGCGAUUUUUAUUGACCGAGAUCCUAACUUGUUUAGUCUGAUUCUGAAUUAUUUAAGGACAAAAGAUAUUGACUUAAAUAAAUGUGAUAUACGUGCAUUGCGUCAUGAGGCUGAAUAUUAUUCUAUAUCGCCGUUAAUUAAGCGAUUAUUGUUGAUUGAGGAGAUGGAACACUCUGGAUGUGGAGAUUUACUUUUUUACUCACUUUUGCCUGCACCUAACAUUCCUUUACAAGAAUAUGCUCAAGCAGCUUUAAAUUCCUCAUCCGUUGAGUCAGACUCAUCUCAAUCUCGUGGACUAGUUCGUUCAGACUCAUCGCGUCAGCAAAGCGACGUUCCAUCAACAUCAAGGCACACUCAUUCGAGAAACUCAUCUUGGGACUUGCGGGUGUCGACACAAAGGACACAGCAUUCUAGAAAUCCUUCAUUAGACUUGCGUAAUCAACAUUCUCGAACAUCUUCAGCUGAUUUAAAUAAAUUCAUAAAAAGUGAUUUAGGCUUCGUGUUAGGACAACUCGGUCAAAAUUGGAUAGAUCCACUUCGCGUGCAAAUAAUUAAAGCUCAUCAUAACUGGAUUGCUGUUGCUUAUUCACAUUUCUUUAUUUGUUAUCGUAUGAAAGAUUCAGCUGGAUGGCAGCUUGUCUUUACAUCACCAUUUAUAGACACUAGUAUCGAAAGAAUUGCAAUUAAUUCAAAAAUGACAAUCACAUCAUCAAAUGAUUCAAUCAAUCGGAUGGUUGCUGUGUCUUAUGGAAGUGAAAUUAAGCUAUGGGGAAUCGGAGAAGAGAAAUCUGAUGUGAUUGGAACUUUUAAUCUUCAAAUUCGUGUUGAAUAUUUGUUCUUUAUUGGAAACCAGCUCGUUGCAUUAUCAUCGACUGGAAAGAUUGGUGUCUGGCACUCAAAUACUCGUCAUUUUCAGAUACAAGAUUUAUUGCAAAUUUUAUCAUUUGAUCAUGCUGGGUCGUUCUUGCUACUUGGCUGCACCAAUGGAAGCAUUUAUUAUAUUGAUAUGCAGAAAUUUCCGUUAAGGAUGAAGGAUAAUGAUUUGCUGGUGACUGAGCUGUAUAAGGAUCCAGCAAAUGAUCCAAUCACGUCCAUUUCUAUUUAUCUGACGCCGAAAACAACGACUGAAGGACGUGAAGGUUUAUCCGGAAAUUGGAUAGAAAUUGCAUACGGAACAAAGUCAGGAGCUGUCAAAGUAAUUGUUCAACAUCCAGAAACUGUCGGUCAUGGACCCCAAUUGUUCCAAUCAUUUUUCGUUCAUCAAAGUCCAGUCAUUAAAGUGACAUUGUCGGAAAAAUAUUUAAUCUCGGUUUGUAGUGAAUACAAUCACGUUCGUACAUGGAAAGUCACAAGAUUUCGUGGAAUGAUUAGCACACAGCCAGGCUCGACACCUGAAGCAUCUUACAAAGUCGUUUCACUUGAAAGUGUCGAGACAAAUAACACAUAUUUAGCUGGCAAUUCUAUUGGACCUUUUGGUGAGCAAGACGAUGAACAAUUAAUGAUUCAAAAAGUUGUGCCGGAAGCAGAUAAAUUGUACGUUCGAUUAGCAUCGAAUGGAAAUCGUGUUUGUGUGAUUAAGUCUGUAGAUGAUACAGCAAUCUCCUCAUUUUGUGUGCAUGAAUGUGAAGGAUCUCGUGGCAUGGGAUCUCGUCCGAGGAGAUUCUUAUUGACUGGACAUUGCAACGGCUGUAUUCAGUGGUGGGAUUUAACUACAGCACUAGAUCUAUACAAUAAAGGAGAAUUAAUUCAAAAGUCGAAUGGAUUGUCAGCUGACGAGUUAUUACAGGAAUUAGAUCAAUGUGAUUUAAGUAAUAGUCACAGCACGACACCAUCAUCAAUUUCGCCAUGCAUUUCGAAUCUACAAAAUGCUCAUCACACGCGUCUUAAAUCCUCAAAUGUUACUUUUUUAAAUCAGAAUGUUUCGCAUAGUUGCAGUGAUCUUUAAAUCUACUUCUUUUUUUUAUACUUUAAUUAAGAGAAAUUUUGGCUAUUUUUAAUAUCAAUAUAUAUUGUGCAUUUUUAAUGAAUGUAUUUAACAAUUAUAUCCUGAAUAAAGAGAUAAUUUAACGAAGACUAUGAACAUUCUGGAUCUUUAAUCCGAGAAUUUCAUUUGCUGAGUGACACAAGAUGUUCUCUGUAUCGGUCUCAAUUGAGUCAUUUUGGAUUGUAAAUAACAGCGAAUUUGGUUGCUUCAGUUCCGCUGGAUUUUGAGAAAUUUUCACAUUUCGAAGUGGUGUGUAAUAAAUUUCGUCAAUUUUCCGAACUUUUAACUGAAACUCGUAAUGUUCGUUAAGCUGCUUGAUGCACGGAUCACAAAUUAAUGCCUCUCGAUCA